CCUGGCAACGGCUUGUUGCUAGCAACGGACCCCAGUCGGUCUGCGGGGUCAGCCUCGGAGCGUCAGGCCUCUGCCAUGAAUCCGUCGGGGCCCUUGGGCGUCCUGGACGAGAAGCAGGAGGAGCACGUGUCCACCCCGAUCCUCGGGCCCUCCAUAAACUCUGACAACCCGCAGGAGCGGAUCCAGGCCCGGCGCCUCCGCAUCGCGGCGCGCCUGGACGCCCGGCGGCGGGAAGCACUUGGAGAAUAUUUAGAUGGGAAGAAGGAGAGUGAAGAAGAUCAAAGCAAGAGCUACAAACAGAAAGAAGAAAGCAGACUAAAAUUGACGAAGCUGCUGCUCUGUGGCACGGAGCUGGUGACCAAUAUCCAGGUGGCCACAGACAUCAGGGAGAUCCACAGGCGGGUGGAGGAGGAGGACAUACAGCGGCAGAGAAUGGAAAAGCUGGAGAAUGAAGUCAAGACCAGCCAGGACAAAUUUGAUGAGAUCUCUAUGAAGUGGGAGGAGGGCAAAAAGAAGAGGAUCCCGCAGGACCUGUGGGACAUGCUCAACGCGCAGCAGGUGCACUGUGCUGGGCUGAUUGAAGAUAAGAACAAGCUCAUCAGUGAGCUGCAGCAGGAGUUAAAAACAAAGGAUGACCAGUAUGUGAAGGAUUUGAAGAAGCAGUCAGAUGACAUCUGCCUGCUUGUGGAGAGGAUGGAAGAACAAGUGAAGAUGGCCAUGAAGACCUUUCAACAGGAGCUUCAUUACAUUGAGAAAGCAUUUGAGAUGGAACGACACGAGCUCCUGAGCAGCAAUAAGAAGAAAUGGGAGUGGGCACUGCAGGCUCACAAUGCCAAGGAGCUGGAGUAUGUGAUGAACCGCAUGAAGAAAGUAGAGGAAUACGAGAAGCAGCUGAACAAGCAGCGGAUCUGGGACUGGGAAGAGUAUAACAUGAUCAAGAUCAAGCUGGAGCAGGACGUGCAGAUUCUUGAGCAACAGCUUCAGCAGAUGAAAGCAACUUAUCAGCUAAACCAAGAGAAGUUAGAGUACAACUUUCAGGUGCUGAAGAAGAGAGAUGAAGAAAGUACAGUGAUUAGAUCCCAGCAGAAGAGAAAGCUCAAUCGCCUGCACGAUAUACUCAACAAUUUGAGAUUAAAAUACGCCAAGCAGGUAAAGAUGUUUCAGGAGGAAAACUGGUCACUAACCUCAGACUAUAAACGCCUUGUGAUGCAGUUCAAGGAGCUCCAGAGAGCCAUGAGGCAUUUUGCUCUUGUUGAUGACAAGCGGUUUCGGGAAAUCUGGCUGAUGAAUGAGGAGGAGGCCAAGGGCUUGAUCCAGACAGCCUUUGAUGUCGACAGGAUCAUCCAUGUCCAGCACCUGGGGCUCCCCUGGACAGCCCCUGAUUUCUGGUUCCUGAACAAUGUGGGGCCCAUCUCUCAGCAGCAGCAGAAGACGGCCACACAGAUACUAGAGGAAGUGCUGAUGCAAACAGAAGAGGAGGGGACAGAAGAGGGUGUCUCAGAAGCAGAGUCUUACCUGGACCUGCCAAAGCAAGUUUCAGAGAAAACCACCAGAAAGCUACUGAUGCUCCUGUGUGACGAGUCGGGUUUCCUCAUAGAGAGCAAGCUGCUGAGCCUUCUCCGCCCCCUGGAGCAGAGCGAGAGCUAUCUGCUGCGGCUGGAUGCCAUUUUCUCCGCCCUUGGAAUUGAAAGUGAGGAUGACUUGUAUAAGCUGGUGAAAUUCUUUCUCAAAUACCGAGUCCAUCACUCACUGUCCACCCAGGAACAAGGAAGCCUGAUAUCAGCAGUGGAGCCACCAGAGCAGACCGACCUCAAGAGAGAGGAGGAGGAGCAGGAGCAGGCGCAGGAGGGGGAAGGGCAGGAGGCAGAGGAGGAAGAGGAGGAGGGAGAAAGCCACGUGGGAGUGGAGCCGGGAGAGCAGGAGGCGCCCCCUUCUCCCUGGCUCAUCCACCCCAACGAUGUCCUCAGGAUCCUGGAGGCCUUUGUCAUGGGUCUGAGGAAGCCCAGGGUCAGGCAGAUGCUGGUGAGGUUUUGGAAGGACGAGCGGGAUAAGUCGAAGGACUCGGAGUACUGGGAGGCCCUGGCCACGGUCAUCCCUCAGUCCACGCUGAACCUCUGGGACGCGCUGUACACCGCCUUGGAGAAGUACCACCAAGUCCUGACCCAGAGGGCCAACCUGCUGAUGGAGAACAGUUCUCUGGAGCAGCAGAACACGGAGCUCCAGAUGCUGCUGCAACAGUACCUGGAGUCCAAGAUAAACUCUGAACUGCAAGUUCCUCCAACUCAGGUGUUGCGGGUACCCACAAAAUAGAGCCAGACCUCAAAAGGCUGCUGUUUGAGGGCCGACACGGGUGUUGAUGCCAGGGCUGGCACAUAUCAGCGGGGCUGCCUGGCCGCCCUCUGCGUCUCAGAGCUGCUCUUACAGGGCCUGUCAAAAUAAGGUGACAGGCGUUCCCUGUACCCCUCAGUCAUAAUUAAAAUUUUUAAA
Messenger RNA from Talpa occidentalis (Iberian mole), 2487 nucleotides. It is a transcript of the gene DRC1, whose product is annotated as dynein regulatory complex subunit 1. The coding region runs from base 76 to 2310 and encodes 744 amino acids. Gene Ontology annotation, cellular component: axoneme; axonemal dynein complex. The record is from RefSeq and is a predicted model, not a curated record. The transcript has 17 exons. Gene Ontology annotation, biological process: regulation of cilium movement; cilium-dependent cell motility; axonemal dynein complex assembly. NCBI's taxonomy places the organism in Eukaryota, Metazoa, Chordata, Mammalia, Eulipotyphla, Talpidae.